AUGGUCGGAGAUAAUCCGAGAGAAUGGUGGAUUGACACUGGAGCAACCCACCACAUUUGUGCUAACAAAUGGAUGUUCACCACCUAUGACACUGUCACCGGAGAAAGCUGCUAUAUGGGAAACUCUGCUGCAUCCAAAGUGGAAGGCAAGGGUUCAGUCAAUUUGAAGAUGACAUCUGGAAAGAAGCUGACGCUCACUGAGGUUCUUCAUGUGCCAGACAUUCGCAAGAACCUGCUCUCUGGAUCUGUGAUGUCAAAGAAAGGCUUUAAGCUAGUGUUUGAAUCUGAGAGAGUUGUAGUGUCAAAAGAUGGUGUGUAUCUGGGUAGAGGUUAUCUAGCAAAUGUUAGCUACGACGGUCUAGAAGACAGAGAAAUACAAAACAUAUUUCUUGAUAUUGCUUGUUUCUUCAAGGAGCAAGAUAAAGAUCACGUGACCGGAUUGCUAGAUGGUUGUUAUCACGCUGCGUCUUAUGGGUUAAGUGUUCUCGAUGAUAAGGCACUUAUAAAUUUAAGAAGGAACAUGAUUGAGAUGCCAGAUCCGCUGCAAGAGCUUGGUUGGGAUAUUGUCAUACAAGAAUGCGAGUCAGAGCCUGGGAGAAGGACUCGAUUGUGGAGACCUGAUGAUGUUCACCGCGUUCUCAAAAGGAAUAAUUUUGGCUCUUUACAGGGUACAGAGGCAGUCAAAGGAAUAUACUUGGAUUUGUCAAAAGUAAUGAAGUUGGACAUAAAACCGGAUGUCUUCGAGAAGAUGUACAAUCUCAGACUCCUUAAAUUCGAUAACAGCAAAGGGGUAAACACUAAAGUGUGUCUGCCACAUGGCCUCGAAUCUCUUCCUGAUGAGUUAAGGUACUUAUGUUGGCCUGAAUUUCCACUGAAGCACCUGCCCUCUGAAUUUUGUCCAGAGAAUCUUGUUGAGCUUGACAUGAGACAUAGCACUCUUAACAGGCUCUGGAGCGGUGCUCAGAACCUGGGUAGCUUAAAGAUUUUAAAUUUGGACUGGUCAGAGAAGCUGAAAGAAUUGCCCGAUCUAUCAGGGGCCCAAAAUCUUGAGCGGAUUGAUCUGUAUGGAUGCUGUCAGAUUGAUGAAUUCCCUAAGAUCCCAAAAAACAUACAAGAAAUAAAUAUGGGUGGGACCGCAAUAAGAGAAGUGCCUUCUUCAAUUCAACAUCUCUCCAGACUUGUCAAACUCAAUCUAUUCCAUUGUAAGAGACUCGAGAAGCUUCCAGAUACUUUGAGCAAUCUAGAAAGCCUUGAAGAUCUGACUCUAUCAGAAAGCAGAAACAUAAAAAGGUUACCAGCCCUUCCGAGGAAAAUAAAACUCCUUGACUUUGAUGGUGUUGGAGUGGUAGAGCUUUCCCCCUCAAUUGGUUCUCUCCACAUGCUAUCUCGUCUUGAUCUUAGGUGUUGUGGGAACCUUAUGUUUUUACCCAGCGACAUUUGGAAGAUGCAAUCUCUUAAGUCCUUAAGUCUUUCUGAUUGCUCAAAGUUGGAAGAAAUUCCAGAAGUUCUGGAGAGUACUUAUCUAGAAUCGCUCGAAUUGCCGGAGUUUUGCCGUCGUCAACAACCGCCGUCCCCAACAUUAAGCAGAACAGCCAUAAGAGAAUUGCCCUCUUCAAUUGAAAGGCUUCUCAAACUUGAGUAUUUGAAGGUUAACGACUGCCGAAAUUUCUCUGUGCUACCGGCGACAUUGUGGAAUCUGGAAAAGUUAGGAUCAUUAGAUUUUAGUGGAACAACCGUAAAACAACUGCCGCCCAUUAAAGAGGAGACGACGAGGCUCACCGGCUUGCGUAUUUCGGGAUGUGAUAGUCGAGACCCUGUGGCAUUAUCAGUUCCUCCCUUGUCGAGAUUAUGUUCUCUGACGACCCUUGAAAUGUCGAAUUUGCAUAUUGAGCAGAUCCCUGAGGACAUUGGUCGUCUGACAUCAUUGAUAAAAUUAGAUUUGAGUCUAAAUGACUUCAAAACUUUGCCUGCUAGUAUCAAGCAUCUUUCGAACGUGGGAAGUCUGGACCUAAGCUACUGCAGGGGGCUUGAAUCAUUGCCAGAGGACAUUGGUUGUCUAACAUCGUCGCGGAGCUUAAAUUUGAGAGGAAAUGACUUCAAAACUUUGCCUGCUUCUAUCAAGCAUCUCUCGAACCUGGGAAGUCUGGACCUAAGCUACUGCAGGGGGCUUGAAUCAUUGCCUGAGGACAUUGGUUGUCCAACAUCAUUAAAAGGAGAAGAAAUACCCAGUACUUUGAAAUACGCUAUGUAA
Messenger RNA from Tarenaya hassleriana, 2250 nucleotides. RefSeq names its product probable WRKY transcription factor 19. NCBI's taxonomy places the organism in Eukaryota, Viridiplantae, Streptophyta, Magnoliopsida, Brassicales, Cleomaceae. The record is from RefSeq and is a predicted model, not a curated record. The transcript has 5 exons. Bases 1 to 2250 code for a protein of 749 amino acids.